This is a messenger RNA of Lachancea dasiensis, 798 nucleotides long. NCBI's taxonomy places the organism in Eukaryota, Fungi, Ascomycota, Saccharomycetes, Saccharomycetales, Saccharomycetaceae. The record is from the annotation of a GenBank genome assembly.
AUGUUCAAUAUGUUUGGCUGCCAAAUUAGAGAACCAAGCAUUCACUCUGGCUUUGAGAAAGCUGCCGCCAACUCAAGCAGAACCAUAGAGGACUCUCUCAAAGAGCUUGAGACUUUUUUCUCAUGUAACAAAGUUGACAUUCGCAAAACUGACGCAGACGUCUCACCAAGCGGCGGCUCUACUUCAAAUACACAGUUUAACCAUAACAAUCUUGACACCACCUACUGUGAGCUACCGCUCAACUCAAGAGAAUCGGAUCAGACGGAUGCCACAAAUGUCAUUUGGCCCCACAGUGUGUCAUUGGUACCACGGCCGCAAAACAUAAGAGUGGCAGAUGGCUCUAGGUACUUUGUCAUUAAAUCCAGCAGAGCUGAACACAUUAAUAUCUCUAUGAUAAACGGGGUUUGGUCGUCGACGGAGUUAGGUAACCGUCGACUGUCUCAGGCAUUUCGCACUCGUCCGAUUGGCGCCAGAAUCUUUUUGUUCUUUUCGGUGAACGGGUCAGGAUGCUUCUGCGGGCUCGCAGAGAUGGUAGGAGAUCUACGAGAGUCUGAUGUAGAUCUUUGGACGGAGAAAAAGAGGUUCAAGCGAGUUUUUUCGGUGGACUGGCUCAUUCAACAAGAACUUCCGAACAGCAAAGUCAGGCAUUUGAGAAAUUCGCUCAACGAAAUGAAAUCCGUCACACAUUCCAGAGACACACAAGAAGUUCCUAUGGAAAUUGGCCAGCCAAUCGUCCAGAUAUUUGAAGAUUUUGUGAAAUUAACGUCUGUGUGCCAAUACAAGGGAGUUGGUAAUUGA